Messenger RNA from Emiliania huxleyi CCMP1516, 1464 nucleotides. RefSeq lists its product as hypothetical. The transcript has 4 exons. Lineage: Eukaryota; Haptophyta; Isochrysidales; Noelaerhabdaceae. The coding region runs from base 1 to 882 and encodes 293 amino acids. Gene Ontology annotation, molecular function: isomerase activity; carbohydrate binding. The record is from RefSeq and is a predicted model, not a curated record. Gene Ontology annotation, biological process: carbohydrate metabolic process.
AUGAAGGUCGAGCAGACCUCCCGCAACGGCCUGCCGGCGGUGCUCCUCACUCACGCAUCGGGCUCAUCCGCGCUCAUCUACAUCUACGCCGCCCACCUCGCCUCUUGGGUCUGCGGCGGCGCCGAGCGCCUCUUUGUCUCCUCCACCGCCGAGUACGGCGGCGGCAAGGCCAUCCGCGGCGGCGUGCCCGUCUGCUGGCCGCAGUUCGCCGGGCGCGGUGCUCUUCCGAAGCACGGCUUCGUGCGCACCUCGGAUAAGUGGCGAGUGCUGCGCACCUCCACGGAGCCAUACCCGUGCGUCGUGCUCGAGUUGGUGGACGACGACGAGACGCGGCGCCUCUUCCCGCAGCCCUUCAAGCUGCAGUACUCGGUCACGCUCGACGGCCCCUCCUCCAUCUCGAUGGCGCUCUCCGUCCUCAACACUGGCACCGAACCCCUCUCCUUCACCGCCGCGCUGCACACCUACUUUCGCGUCGCCGACGUGCGCGGCGUCUCUCUGCACGGGCUUGGCGGACUCCGGUACGAGGACAACACGCGCGCAAACGCAGUGGAGACGCAGCCCGAGGGACCGCUCUCCAUCGCCGGCGAGGUGGACCGCGUCUACCUGGACGCCCCCGCCGAGGCGCACAUCGUCGACGGGGCGAGCGCCAUCAAGGUGCUCAAGCUCGGGUUCCCGGACGCCGUACUGUGGAACAUCGGCGAGCGGGCGGCGGGCGGCAUCAAGGACCUCGCCCCCGGGGAGUGGCAGCACUAUCUCUGCUACGAGGCUGGCGCCGUCGCGAAGCCCGCCACGGUGCCCGCGUCUGCGUCGUGGACAGGAGGGCAGACCUUCAGCUGCGUCGACGCGUGCGAUGCGCUGGGCAAGCUCUCCUUGGGCAAGUGAGGCGCGGCCCUUGCGCCCGAGAGGCGCGUACCAUCCGAGGCGCCAGCCGCCGGGCCGCUCCCCUCGUUGAAACUUGAAUCCGUUUUGAGGGUCUUUGCUGCAUACUACGUUCUGCGUCACACCGCCGCAGUAAUUUAUGUGCGUUGCGGCGAUGCCGUGUGGGCCUGGAGAAUCGGCGGCACUGGCCACUGCUGCGCUCUGGCUGCGGGCGCGGCCUGCGGCCUGCGCUGCGCGCAGGGUAGGCUCCGCCUCACUGCAUCUCGGACUGGAUUCCACGAAUUGAUUUUCCUAGCGUCGUCAAAGUGAGCUGAAAGCUCGCUGAAGAGCCGAUGUCACCCGCCGACCGCCUCCCAUCUCGCCGCUGCUCUGGCGGGGCGGCGGCGGGGCCUGGCGACGGCGCGCGGCGCAUGUGCCGUGGCAACCCACCGGGCCGGCCGGCCGCGAAGGCGCCGACCGGCGAUCGCCACCGCGCCCCGCCUCGGAACGCCGUUUCCGCUUGGCGUCCGAGGCGCUCGGCGUUCCCGCUGGAGCGCGAGAUCGGACCGGGUCGGACGCUCCUUUUCUCGCCGUAGGCACGGCUGG